Messenger RNA from Fusarium musae, 801 nucleotides. RefSeq names its product putative secondary metabolism biosynthetic enzyme. The coding region runs from base 1 to 801 and encodes 266 amino acids. The record is from RefSeq and is a predicted model, not a curated record. The transcript has a single exon. NCBI's taxonomy places the organism in Eukaryota, Fungi, Ascomycota, Sordariomycetes, Hypocreales, Nectriaceae. Gene Ontology annotation, biological process: biosynthetic process.
AUGGAAACUAACCCCGAAACCAUCCAGCCUGCAGUCUCGCAAGAGGACGAAGCUGUCGCAGUCUUUCUCAUCCAUGACGGUGGUGGUACAAUAUUUUCUUACCAUUGUCUGGCCCCUCUUCAUCGCCCCGUUUAUGGGAUUUACAACCCGAACUUUAGCAGUGGAGAGCCUUUUGACGGUGGACUCUGCGAUAUGGCUCGAUUCUACGUUGACUUGGUCGUUGAAGCGGUGGGCAAGAAUGACUUCCCUAAGCGAUACGAUGCCGACGGGAAUAUUCAAAUUAUCCUUGGUGGCUGGAGCAUGGGUGGCCACUUGAGCCUGGAGAUGGCACAUCAACUGGAUAGCAAAGACACUGACAUCAAAGUCAUUGGCAUCCUCAUGAUCGACACCGUUUACCCCCAGAAGCAAUCGAACGGAACCCCCCGAAAGACAGUAAGCCAGGAAGAUGUUGAGGGACAAGAUCCGUCUCGCAUUCUUGCCGACCGCGCCAUGGCGGAUGCGAACCGCAUGAUAGAUGCAUGGACGCCCCCAGUUUGGAACGGAGACUCUGCAGAGCGCCGACCACGGAUCACCCUGCUCCGGGCUAAGGAAUCUGUACCCCUAGACAGGGACGGAACUAUGCACUUGGGUCGCAAGGAGCGGAACCUGGGAUGGGACACGUACGAGAAUGAUUUGUUUUUCAAUGUGGCAGAUAUCGAAGGGAAUCAUUUUGAGAUAUUUGCAUUCAGAUACCUCGACGGUAUUUCAGACACGAUGAAAGCGGCUUUGGAUGCUCUGGAGAAUGCCGCUUUGAAGGAUUGA